GAGCUAGGGGUGAGGAGAGGAGGAGGGCUUCCCACCAGCCACCUUUUGUUAACAGCCGCCGAUCAAAGACCAAUUUUAGCCGGGGAUUCUCCCGCACAUCCUUCAAUCAACACUUCACAAUACCAACAAGCGAGUCCAGUCCAAUCACCACGAGAAUACCUGUGACUCGCGGCCGCCUUUGCUACCAGCGAACAUUGCCUUAGUGUCGAGGACACCAAGUGGCAAUGGCGACAUCCCGCCCAAAGAUGAACCUCCUCUCCCUUCCAGCCGAGAUCCGGUUGAUCAUAGGCGAGGAUGUGCUCGAGGCCCCAAGGGAGAUUCAGCUUUCGCAAACUGGCGGAAGGACAUCCAACACGUGGGAAGCUGCGACUGGGGAGCACUACGACCUUGACACUCAGAGGAUCACCGACAUCCACAACAUAAAGUUUCUCGGCAACGUGCUGACAGCCGGCGGUCCGAUCAGCAUGCUGCGACACUGCUUCAGCAGCUUCGACGAUCUCUAUCUAUUCUUGUCAGCACACAGACCAGCAGCACUCACGCAAAUCCGCUACCUGGUUGUCCACUGGUCAUGGCUUCCACCAGUUGGGGAGAUGCAGGCAAUGCUGGCGGGUACAGGACCAGCACCCGAUCCUCGAGCUGUCGGAGUUGCAAUCAACGGACGGGGCCAACAUGACCAUAUCCUGGCGCUGCUGUCGCACGCGUCGCGGCUGGAGCGCUUUGCACUACGGAUCGACAUGACCAACCACUACGACUCAAAUGGCGCGUUCGAUCAACAUAUGACCGAGACAAUGCUGUCAGGAGCAUUAACGUCGAUCGAGAACAUCCUCUUACACACACCCGACGAAGUUGACGGCGCCAACAUGUCCACUGUGACACGGUUGAUCAACCUCCCGGGAUUCUGUCUCGAGCUCCGCAUGUGCACCUAUGACGAUUCUACCAUGAAUCUGGUCGAACACCAGAUUGUCGACUUGGCUACACUCAAGGAUGGCCUGCCCAUCAACUUUGGUGCCAACCUGCCAUCGUACGCGUUCUGGACCAGCGCGAACACUCGCAACCGUGUCAAAGAGCUCAGCAUCAAGAUCCAUCGCCGCCAGCUGCACCAUGCCAGACUUGCCAGGCCUCCUCUUCCCACCGUCCCUUGCACUAUACGUAUGAAGGCUGCCUAUGACGCCAGCGGUCUCACUGUUAGUGGUCUUUAUAAGGAUGUCCAAUGGCUAGACCGACUAGACCAGCCACCGAGUUCUCGAACCAGGCGGAGCAAGCUCACGAGCCACAAUACCAUCGCCAGACGCGCAGCACGGCUUGUGGACCCAGCCGACGGGCUAAUCAAGCAGUCCAUCAAAGUACGAGCGAUUUACCUGUCCGGUGAGCGCAUCAUGGCUGCAGUCCGCUGCUGGGGUGGCAAUGAUGACCAGCACGUUCCGCUGUCUGCGCUUAUGGGCGACGACGGUCUCGAUGCGUUGAGCCACUUCCUCACCGCACCAGCCGCCGAUCUCCGAGUCAUAUUCACUGCCGUCGGCCCUCUGAAACUCCUAGAGGAGCUUGGCGGCUGCCCCUGUCGACGAAGCAGAGCACUAAAGCAGGUACAGUGCAUCUUGAAGAAGGCCGCUGCACCUUAGUGAUGCAGGCCAGGCCAAUCAUUCGUGGACUGCAAGGAUUUGAUGAACGACCGGCACUGGUCUCCAACUGGCG
Messenger RNA from Microdochium trichocladiopsis, 1692 nucleotides. RefSeq lists its product as uncharacterized. NCBI's taxonomy places the organism in Eukaryota, Fungi, Ascomycota, Sordariomycetes, Xylariales, Microdochiaceae. The transcript is spliced from 2 exons. Bases 225 to 1619 code for a protein of 464 amino acids. The record is from RefSeq and is a predicted model, not a curated record.